Symsagittifera roscoffensis is the source of this 2025-nucleotide messenger RNA. RefSeq lists its product as uncharacterized. The record is from RefSeq and is a predicted model, not a curated record. Gene Ontology annotation, molecular function: Arp2/3 complex binding. Bases 190 to 1755 code for a protein of 521 amino acids. Lineage: Eukaryota; Metazoa; Xenacoelomorpha; Acoela; Convolutidae. The transcript has 5 exons. Gene Ontology annotation, biological process: endocytosis.
UUUCAGAUCUGACGUGAUGAAAGGCUAAACCGCAGUUUGAAUCAUCAUAGUAUGGUCAGUUUUUGUCGAGAAAUGAAAUGAACUUUGUUUCACAUAUCAAUAAUUUCAUGCUUAGCUUCAAAUCCACCAAUAACUGCCUGUCAUAACUUCCUUGAAGAGAGUUGUUUGAUACUAGCAGAAGAUUUUGCGAUGAAUUCAUCUCGGCAUUUUCAGUCGUCCCGUGCCGGCAGAGGAGUUCCAGCGAAUCAGAAAACAGUGCCUGUCACCGGAAGAGGUCACAUGAGGUCAAGGUCAAACACUUCUAGUCAAGUUCAACCCAGAACUAAUAGCAAUACUGUCAAAAAAGACCACAUGGAGGGCGAGCAUGCAAUAAGUGUAAAUAUUUCCAGCAUCUAUUCAGAUGUAGUCGAUAUCAUUAGCGCAAAUACGAAAUGUGACCAGAAAACAGCCGAAAAAACGUUCUCGGAUAUCGCACAACUCGUGAAUGCGAGUGUCGCAUGUCAAGUGAACGACGCUUUAACCGCUGAAAUUGUGUCCAAGUUAUUUCACGUGAAAGUUGACCCCGCCAAGAAUCUUUUAAGUUCUCUGUCAUUUGCUCUGACAACGAUCCUCUAUGGUAAUGAGGAGUCUACGGAACUUGGAGACGGGGUGCCGGAAGCGAACGGAGAAGGGGAGUUAGUUGCCGAAGGAGAGAAUGGGAUGGGAGUUAAAAUAGGCGUGGCCGAGAGGGAAAGUAAUGAAUACGAGAGAGCUAAGAAUAUUGAGGAGUUGGUCAGUUUGAUGGAUCAGAACUGGGAUGAGAUUUUGGAUCGAAUUGCUAAUUCGGCCAACAAGUCAGCAGUACUGCCUUUAGUGGACUACCUUUCUCUGUACAUCACAACACUAGCCAACAGUAUGCAUCAACAGAAAAAGUCAAACAAAGACACCUUCUCCCUACAAAUUAGUGACCCUGGAACAAUGGCAAUUAUGGAUUCUAUCGUGGGCUUCAUCUUGGACAUAGUGUCGACUUGUGAACAUGUCAACGUGUGUGGGCACCUGGUCCAUAACAGUUCUCUAUUUAUGGUCUGUUUGAAAUUGAGGCUGAGUGCACGGUCUAAAGCUUGGAGCGUGCUCGCAACUAUUGUGCUUGUUCAAGGUGCUUCUCAGCUGGUCAGCAGUGUUACUAAAGAGCAAUUAGUGUCCAUAUUAUAUGACGUCACUAAAUCAGAGAGUUCACCUGACGUCAUAGUGCCUCUUCUACUAGCCCUGAACUGCGGAUUUCUCUACCCCUCCCAGAACACUUUUUUGGCCGCACUUGUCGCAUGUCCUUCACAUGAGGCGACUGAACUAUUUCUAGCUGAACUCAUAUCUCUGUUCAACAGAAAUGUGGAUCCCCUAUGGAACUUUCACCCUAGCGGCCCUGCUGCUUGUGAAUCCAACAGUGGUAGGAGUUCGAGCAGUGUGUUGAAGAUGAUGAUUGACAUCUUCUCGAGCAAGGCUGCCCUGAAGAAGAUCUACACUACUGACCAAAAAGUCAUUCUGGACGUCAUCCUCUCCGUCAUGCACGAACUCAGUCCAGGAUCUCAACAGCGAGUAGAUAUGAUGUCGCUACUGGACCUGGCAGUCAAGAAUUUUGUGGUGUCUCAAGCUAGAGAGAACGAACAGCCCCGCUAUAAAUACAACGAGCUCAUAAGUCUCGUUCAACCAAUCAGCGAACAGAUAGACUGCCUGGAAGAGGCACUCAUCGCCAGAAGCAUUCUCUCCCACCUGACUUAACUGGACACAACUGAUUCCGAUUCCCUCUGUCUUUUAAAUGAAAUAAUGCGAUAGUAAAUUUUGGCAGAGUAUAACUAUUUAUAAACAAAGGAGGCAUCUGAACUUGUGCAUUAUUUAAUGCAAUCAAAUUAAGAGGGCGCAUCUGUGUACACGCUCCGCCCGCAAGUUUGAAAAUUAAAGAAUAUUUCAGGUCUUGACCUGUGAUGUCCAGUUAAAAAAGUAAAACCGAUGUUUUAACCAUUAACCAAUUAACUUGACUCUUGACCGAAA